This is a messenger RNA of Acanthocheilonema viteae, 2050 nucleotides long. The record is from the annotation of a GenBank genome assembly. NCBI's taxonomy places the organism in Eukaryota, Metazoa, Nematoda, Chromadorea, Rhabditida, Onchocercidae.
AUAUUGGUUCAAAAUGCAAAUCCUUUCUGCAAAUGAUGUCAAAAUCUACAAUUUAAGUGCAGGCAAGUCAAUCCCAGACUGGAUAACAGAUCGAAAAAGACGCAAAUUGGAACAAAAUGAUAUAGAUCUGAGAAGAAGAAUACAGUUGAUACAGGAUUUUGACAUGCCCGACAUUAGCAAUACAAUCACGGUAUCUCCUGACAGACGUUAUAUAUUUGCCACGGGUACUUAUAAACCAGUUCUAAAAUGCUUUGAUGUAAGUGAUCUGUCGCUAAAGUUUUCGCGUGGCCUCGAUGCGGAUGUUGUGAAAAUGGCUGUUCUUAGUGAUGAUUAUUCUAAAUUCGUGUUGUUGGAGGAAGAACGGUAUGUGGAGGUGCAUGUGGCUUAUGGAAGGUAUUUUAGGAUGAGGAUACCCAAAUUUGGUUAUGAUAUGGCUUUUUGCCAUGAAGUGAGUGAUCUCUACAUUGUAGGAAGUGGCGAAUUGCCGAUAGUGACUUCAGUAUGUUUCAAAGAUGCGCUUCAUUUGGGAGUCGGGGCGAGUACUGGUCAUGUUUUACUAUUCGAUAUUCGAUCUAACAAACCUCUGCUCAUCAAGGAUCAUCAAACUGGUUUGCCGAUAAAUAAAAUUGAUUUUGUACCGGAGCACAAUCUUGUUUUGAGUAUGGAUAUGCGUUUAUUGAAAAUAUGGGAAGAAAUUGAUGGUAAACCAUUCGCAGCAAUCGAACCUGGAUCUAAUCUAAGUGACUUCUGCCGGUAUCCAGACUCUGGGCUUUUAUUUUUUGCUAAUGAAGCUCCUAAAAUGCUACAAUAUUUUGUUCCGGCUCUCGGUACAGCUCCUAAAUGGUGUUCAUAUCUUGAGACGAUCACGGAAGAAUUAGAAGAAACAGAACAACCUGCAGUAUAUGAUGAUUACAAGUUUGUGACGAAAGAGCAACUUGAAGAAAUCGGUCUGUUACACCUUGUUGGAACUGGCCUUCUGCGUGCAUAUAUGCAUGGAUACUUCAUUGAUAUUCGAUUAUAUAAUAAAGCGAAGACAUUCACGCAACCAUGGGCAUAUGAAAAUUAUAAGCAGAGAAAGGUAAUGGAAAAAAUUGAUGAAGAACGUUCCUUGUCAACUGCAAUCAGGAAAUCAAGGAAGCCUAAAUUACCAAGCGUGAAUAAAGAACUAGCUGAGAAGUUGUUAACUUCGAUAGAAGAAAUGAAAAACGUUAAUGGAAGGACAAAGAGAAAGAAUGAGGAUGCGACUUCCAUAUUGUCAGACGAACGUUUUGGUUCUCUGUUUACAAAUCCUGAUUUUCAAAUUGAUGAAAGCAGUGAGCAGUUUCAACUGCUUGUCUCAGCUAUAAAAAAGCUAGGAGAAAAACGACAGUCAUUGUUGAAAAAAGAUGAUGGUAGGACAAACAAUAGCAACAAGAAGGUAUCCUUACGAGCUCUUAAAGCACUUGCACAUUUAAUUCUGCCGAAUUUGCAAGUUCCAGAAAUACGAAGUAUGGAAGAUCUGGACAUCUAUGAAAAUACAAUCAUUGCUAGCAGGAGAAGUGAUGAUGGAAGUUUCACUGAAAUUGAUGUCAAAGAUGAAGAAAAUAAUGUAGUAGGAAAACCAUCUAUGACCAGUGAUGAGGAAGGUAGUGAUGACGAAGGAAUGCAAUCGGCAGUGCGAGAAAAGCGGAAAAUUAUAAAACCAAAAGGUUUUAACUUAAUCGAAUCAGAUAUCGGUGAAGACACCGUACAAUACUUCAAGGAGAAUAACGCUAAUGAGAAUGCUAUUUCAUUUUUUGCUCAGACUGAGGCUGAAACGAUGGGUAUGAAACGCAAGGUGUCAUCAGAAGUUGUGGGCGGAAGUAAACAAUGCAUACCAUUUGGUGGGCUAGAAAUGACAUUUGAAAUGAAAACUUGUGGAUUGGCUGCAAAAAAGGAAUGUUUGGCAAGAAAAGAAAAGGAACAUUUAGUGGAAAGAAAGGAAAUUAGACGAGAUAUAAAAAGAAUAAACAAAGUGUUGAAAAAAGUUCCCGUAUGGAGGACAAGUCGACGGAAAAGAUCCACUGAGUAA